This is a messenger RNA of Alternaria postmessia, 840 nucleotides long. RefSeq lists its product as uncharacterized. NCBI's taxonomy places the organism in Eukaryota, Fungi, Ascomycota, Dothideomycetes, Pleosporales, Pleosporaceae. The transcript has 5 exons. The record is from RefSeq and is a predicted model, not a curated record. The coding region runs from base 1 to 840 and encodes 279 amino acids.
AUGACCUCCCUGCCCCAGGAACCCGAGAUAGGACAAGUAUCAGACUGGUUCGAAGAGCGCCCGAUCAACAAGGCCAAUCGCCAGAAGCUCGCCCAGAUGAUACGCGAUAAGGUGGUUAGGGAAGUUCGGAUGCUAGAUUACGCAUGUGGACCUGGAUUUCUCAGCAACAUCUUCGGGCCGUACGUGUCUUCGAUCCAUGCAGUCGAUGCGUCUUCUGCCAUGAUUGAGAGGUACAGAAACAAUAUGAACGAGUUCGGUCCUGGCCGCGAAAAGAUUGCAGCCAUUGUCGGAAACUUGUUGUUGGAGCCACCUGAACGCGCUCUUUUGGCUGAUGAAGAAUAUCAGAAUUUUAAUCUCAUCACAGUCGGGUCAGCUCUGCACCACUUUCCAUCUGCGGAAGAUGCUGUUCGACUUUUGGAUGGGCGGUUGAAGCCUGGUGGGGUGUUGUUCAUCCAGGAUCUGUAUAGCCAUUUGAGCAGCGAAGCUGUUCAGCAGUCAGGCCAAGUCAAACCCCCGCAAUACAAAGAGGGCGAGAUGAAAAAGCUCAUGGAAAAGGCUGGGCUGGGCGAUUUCAAAUUUGAGAUUUUACAGGAAAAUCUCGAGAUUGAGCUGCCGAGCGAAGAGGGUCAUGACGCAGGACUGCCCGCACCAUCGAAGCCCAGCCCACGAAAGCUCUUUGACCCUUUCACACCUAAACGGACCUACACCCCUACCCACACUGAAGACGCGAUACCACUCGCGAUCGACAGUGAAGCCCGACAGAAGACCCUCGCACCCGCCUCAUUUAUAGCAGACGCGUCUGCCCCGCCUGCUCCAGGGACGCCGCCUCCCCCACAUUAG